Teleopsis dalmanni is the source of this 819-nucleotide messenger RNA. Its product is annotated as prisilkin-39-like. The transcript has 3 exons. NCBI's taxonomy places the organism in Eukaryota, Metazoa, Arthropoda, Insecta, Diptera, Diopsidae. The record is from RefSeq and is a predicted model, not a curated record. The coding region runs from base 140 to 751 and encodes 203 amino acids.
AUUUUCAAAACAAUCACUUUAACGUGAAACAAAAAUUAUUGAAAGAAAGUUUAAAGCUAAAAGUAAAAGUGACUUCAAUUAUAUUAUUUCAAAGGAAUAAACUUCAAAUUAAUAUUUAAAAAAAAAAAACUGCCAAAAAAUGUUUUCUAAUAUGAAAUUCUUGAUACCUGUGGUUGGUUUGUUAAUAUUAAUUGCGAACUCAUCUGCGGUGGAUAACAAUAUUGAAAGCAAAGCAGUGGAACGAAAAUCUGACUUAGAUACUUCAGCAACAUCCGCAAAGUUACUAGGUCUCUUCAACCCAAAUUAUGGCUAUAACUAUGGGACUAGCAGCUAUCCUAGCUACCGACCAACAUAUUACUAUCCCACAACUGGAAGUUAUUACCCAACUACAGGUGGAAACUAUUAUCCAAGUACUAGUUGGACUGGCAGUAGUUAUCCAAAUGUUUACUAUAAUAAUCCCGGUUCAUAUUAUCCAAGUACAAGUGGAACUUACUACCCAACAAGUGGUUACUACCCCACUGGCACAAACAUAUUAGGAGGAAAUGGCGGUUAUGGUGGCUAUGGAGGUAAUGGCGGCUUAGGCCAAUAUUAUGGUUAUUGGAAUAAAGAUUAUACGGGUGCACGUAAUCGUGGUUAUGGCUAUUACACGGACACAGAUCGCUAUGGUUUACCAACGCGUGAUCGUAGCGAUUAUUAUGGGCGUGAAAUGGAUCGUGACUACGGACGUGGCUCUUAUCGUGGGUUUGACUAAAUGUUUGACUAACAUUUUGUAGUUUCUGUUAAUGAUUAUGUUAAUAAUAAAAUUAUUUUCGCUUUUAA